GAAGUAAAUGAAAUCAAAGUAAUAAGUAUGAAAUAUUGAGAUUGAUUUAAUUAAUUUUACAUUUUUAAUUAAUAAAUGAUUAGUUAAUGCAGAGAAAGAGCAAUGGUAGUGUUCACUCAUCAUCAAUUGCAAUCUAGGUUCUCAACGACACCGUUUCACAUGAAGCUUGAUGAUCAUAAUGAUAAUGAUGAGAUUGAGAAGAUUAUGAUGAAGAAAGGUAGAAAAGCAUUCAUGGAGUUUCCAUACGUGUCAAGUCCACAAAAGAAGUUAAUGGUUGAUCUUGUAUCAACGGUGGAGAAUGGUCUUAAUAAGAAGCUCCUUCCAUCUACUCUUCCACCAAAUGUACAAUACUAUCAAAAUCAAACUAACACAACUCAUGCCUCUCUUCACAUCAGAUCUGGCAAACCAUCUUCACAUAUUGAUUUCAUAUAUGGAGGUUGGAUUCACCGCGAGCUACCAAAUGGAGGAGCAUUGAACAUAACAAGUCUCUCGGCCUAUCUAAAUGCAUCAACAAACUCACCAAACUUCUUAUUGGAGAUAAUCCGUAGUAGUCCUGAAACCCUAGUACUCAUUCUCGACCUACCACCUCGAAAAGACCUUGCUCUCUAUCCAGAUUACCUACAAAAAUUCUAUGAAGACACCGAAUUAGAUGCUCAAAGACAAAUUCUCGAGAAAAUUCCUGAAGUUAAGCCUUACUUCUCUUCAUCUCUUUACUUUCGAAGAAUCGUGUCUCCUACUGCUAUUGUAGUCAAAAUUGAGUCAGAGGCUGGAGAGCGAAUAGAUGAGAUUAUACAAGAACAUGUCGAUCUUAUUGCAAAGCGAGUGCUCCAAAUUUGGUUAGAAAAAUGUAUUGUUGAGAACAAUGAAAAAGUUGAUGAGAUUGAGAGAAUGUACCUUCUAAAGAGAGAUAAGAUGGUGAGGAGUAAAACAAUUGAGAUCGAAUUUUCUUCAAGUUUGCCCUAUUUGUUUGGACCUGAAAUUGCAAAUCGAGUAUGGGGUACUGUACAAAAGUAUUUUUCUACAUCAUGAUAUAUUUAUUUGUACAAGGUUAUACAACUUUUGGGGGAGAAAUUAGAUGAAAUAUGCCUCUAGUAACCCUUUAUUGAAAAAUGUAUAUAGUUUUAUUUCAAUGCAUUUGUAAACUCUAUUAUAUUUAAUAGAAAAAUGUUAAAUGAUAUAAGAAGUUAUACUAA
Molecule: messenger RNA, 1193 nt
Organism: Cannabis sativa
Lineage: Eukaryota; Viridiplantae; Streptophyta; Magnoliopsida; Rosales; Cannabaceae
Product: red chlorophyll catabolite reductase, chloroplastic
Exons: 2
Coding region: 103-1029 (308 amino acids)
Biological process (GO): chlorophyll catabolic process
Cellular component (GO): chloroplast
Molecular function (GO): red chlorophyll catabolite reductase activity
Source: RefSeq, a predicted model, not a curated record